This is a messenger RNA of Cygnus olor (mute swan), 1537 nucleotides long. RefSeq names its product starch binding domain 1 (gene STBD1). Gene Ontology annotation, molecular function: glycogen binding; starch binding. The record is from RefSeq and is a predicted model, not a curated record. Gene Ontology annotation, cellular component: membrane. The transcript has 2 exons. NCBI's taxonomy places the organism in Eukaryota, Metazoa, Chordata, Aves, Anseriformes, Anatidae. Bases 16 to 1068 code for a protein of 350 amino acids.
UGCCAGCGCCCGGCCAUGGCCCGCGACCGCGGCCCCCCGGUGCUCCGGCAGCCGCCCGGCCCCCCGCGCCUGCCCGCCGCUCUGCCCGCCGAGAGCCGCGGCUGGGGCUGGGGCUGGCUGGGAGCGGGGCUGUGGCCGGCGCUGGUGGUGGGGCUGCUGGCCGCCCUCGUCGCCUGGCUCUGGUACGGCAGCGGCGACGGGCGAGGCGAGGAGAGCGGCGGGGAGGCGGCCGGGGAGGCCCCGCGGGCGAGGGGCGAAGCGGAGGGCACAGAGGAUCUUCUGGCGAGCGGCGAGCAAGUGCUGCAGCAGGCCAAGGCUGCUGCUCUGUCCAGCCGUCGGGAAGCAGGGGAGGAUGCACCGCAGCAUAACCACGCUGAGAGCAGCAGAGCGGCCUGCGGAGCUCCGGAGAGGGAGCAGCUGCUGCCGAAGCCGUGUGCCGCUGCCUCUGAGCCCCACGCCGGGGAGCAUCCAGCCGAUGUGCGUGAUGGCCAGGCCGGGCAACCGAGACCCCAGGUGGGACAGGCGAGCGAUGGAUGGCGCAUGAGGAGCUCUGGCGGUGUUUGUAAGGACGGAAGCGAGGAGCAGCUGGGUGAGCCAGCCCAGGUUCGGGACCUGGACCAGGAAGAGUGGGAAGUGGUGUCUGAGCACCUGGACUGGGGGGAGGCCGGCAAGAAUGGCAGCGUGGAAGACUCGGACAGCAAGGAAUGGGAACAAGGAGACUGCCCUGAUGGGGACCUGAAAGCAAAGCGAGUUGCAGCGGUGCCCCCGAUGUUUCAGAAUAUCCACGUGACUUUCCGCGUGCACUAUAUCACGCACUCUGACGCUCAACUGAUCGGUGUUACUGGUGACCACGAGUGUCUUGGCCAGUGGCACAGCUACGUUCCCCUCAAGUACGACAAGGAUGGCUUCUGGUCUCAAUCUGUUAGCUUGCCAGUAGACACCAAAGUAGAGUGGAAAUUUAUCUUGGUUGAGAAUGGGAAGGUCACACGUUGGGAAGAAUGCGGUAACAGGACCCUAGUGACCGAACACGAAGAUCGAAUCGCUCACCAGUGGUGGGGACACCACUGACUGGAUUUUGGAAGCUGCUUAUCUGAUGGCAAACCUGCUUAGAUUAAGCACAGAGCCCCUGUAAUUUCUCUCUCUUCAGUAGGAGACCUUCUCAGCUGCACAGCUCUGUAAGUCCCAUAUCAAACCUGGUUAAACUGUGUGAGCAGCAGAUCUCGGUCCUCCCCUUUAGGAGAUCAUCUGGCAUCCUGAAGAAUCAACCUCAUGGUCUGAAGAUGUGCAAGGUAGGAUCUGAAGGCAUGAGCAGCAUUCCAAGCAGCUGCCUGUCUGGAUAAAUCUGGACCCUGGACUUGAGUUUGCGCUGCUGUGAGCGGGGCUACGGGAUGUAUCUUUGUGCUGUCGGCUUAGGGCUUUAAAAGCAUUCUAGGAAGUGUGGUUACCUACACUGCAAUAGGAACUUAAGUGUUUUAACUUAUGUAAUGUAUUAAGUAAGCAAUAAAAACUUUCAGACUGACAGUCCUUUAUAACAUAA